CUUCUGGUCUUGAGACAGAUGUAGUCUCAGUGUCGGUGAUGGAGGGAGAUUCAGUCAUUUUACACACUGGUGUUGAAACAAACCAACAAGACAGAAUGAAAAUGGUAUUUUAAUGACACUCGCAUCGCUCAACUGAUUGGAGAUCAGAGUAAGAUCUGUACAGAUGUUCAGUGUAAAGAGAGAUUCAGAGACAGACUGAAACUGGACAGUCACAGUGGUGAUUUGACCAUCAUGAACAUCAACACCACACACUCUGGAGUUUAUAAACUGCAGAUCUUCAGGAGAAGAGUCAUUCAAAAGAUCUUCAAUAUUGCAGUUUGUGAUGUUCCAGGUGCAGAGACAGAUAAAAUGAAGACAAAGUCAGUGAAGGAGGGAGAAUCUGUCACUUUAGAUCCUGGUGUACUAAAAAACACAGAUGAUGUGAUGACGUGGCAUUUUAAUGACAUUUUCAUCACUCAAAUCACUGGAGAUCACCAUAAGAUCUGUGAAGAUGCCAAGUGUAAUAGUACUGGGAGAUUCAGAGACAGACUGAAGCUGGACAAUCAGACUGGAUCUCUGACCAUCACAAACAUCACAACCACAGACGCUGGAGUUUAUAAACUACAGAUCAACAGCAGCAUCCGACCUCACUACAGCAUCAACAGCAUUAAGAGAUUCAGCCUUACUGUCACUUAUGCUUCUGGUGUUGAAACAGAUGGCAUGUCAGCAUAUGUGAUGGAGGGAGAUUCAGUCACUCUACACACUGAUGUUAAGAUGAACCAUCAAGACAGGAUUAGAUGGUAUUUUAAUAAGACUCUCAUCGCUCAAAUCAUUGGAGAUCAGAGUAAAAUCUGUACAGUUGAUCAGUGUAAAGAGAGAUUCAGAGACAGACUGAAGCUGGACAGUCACACGGGUGAUCUCACCAUCACAGACACCGGAACUACAGACUCUGGAGUUUAUAAACUACAGAUCAUCAGAAGAAGAGUCAUUCAUAAGAUCUUCAAUGUUGCUGUUCAUAGUGUUCCUGCUAAUGAGCAAGAUAAAGUGAAGAGUAAGUCAGUGAAGGAGGGAGAAUCUCUCAUUUUACAUCCUGGUGUAAUAAAAAACCCAAAUCAUGUGAUGACGUGGCAUUUCAGUGACAUUCACUUCACUGAAAUCACUGAAGAUCAGAGUAAGAUCUGUACAGAUGAUCAAUGUGAAGAUUCUGAUGAGAGAUUCAGAGACAGACUGGAGAUGAAUAAUCAAACUGGAUCUCUGACCAUCAUGAACAUCAAAACAACACACUCUGGACAAUACAAAGUGAAGAUCGUCCACAGCAUCAGCCACCGCCACCGCAUCAGCAUCAUCAGCGUAGAGACAUUCAGUGUUACUGUCAUUGAAUCAAGUCUGCCUUCUGGUCUUAUAGCAGAAAUAUGUGCUGCUGGUGUUGUUGCUCUUGUCCUGCUGGCGUAUAUAACUGCUGCAUGUUUAAAGCUUUAUUGCAGCUGGUGCUAUAAACAUGGCUAAUUUAACAAAAAAAAAAAAAUACUUUCUAGAUGAAAAUUAGUGUAAACUGAUGUUGUAGUCAAAAAAAUAGCUUGGGUGGGUGCACAAAAUUUGGGCUGGUUUGGGGUCAGUCUGGCGGUUUUCCAACAUAUAAAUUGUAUAGGCUAACUGGCUGACAAACAAUCACAAGUGUGCACAUACUGCAUCCAAACAGUCAUCAGGACGUUAUAAACAUAAGCUCACUGCAGUGUAGAGGUGCUGAUGUUGAUGUCGCGGCCGUACUUUUAGCCAAUCACUAGGGAUUUGCAGACAGACGUGAUGAUUCAUGAGUGACGGGUUUUUAGUGCGGUAACGGUUCAGCCCACAUAGGGCCAGCCCACACCAAACCAUAAUGCCUAAAUAUAAGUUACAUGGUAAAGAGUGGGAGAGUGUUUUAACUCUCAAAAUGUGAAUUUCACCUGUUGAGGGAGAGAUAACACGAAGGCUCUAAUAUGACUGCAACCCCGGAAUUAGAGCACAGCGGAAUUAUUUAAUCUAUUUAAAAAUAUAUAAAAAUCUAUU
Cyprinus carpio (common carp) is the source of this 2025-nucleotide messenger RNA. RefSeq lists its product as uncharacterized. Bases 232 to 1485 code for a protein of 417 amino acids. Lineage: Eukaryota; Metazoa; Chordata; Actinopteri; Cypriniformes; Cyprinidae. The record is from RefSeq and is a predicted model, not a curated record. The transcript has 5 exons.